UGAUGAGUAUCAAACGAGUUCUACUGAGCCUGUAAGAUCUGAAGAUUUGCCAAUGGGGAUGGAGCCGACGAUCCUGUCUUAGAUUGAGUACAGUACCUAGUCGGUAGGUGGAUGACUCAAAUGGCCGUUUUCAUCCAGUCCAGUCCAGUGCCACCGGCGUCUUUUGAGGCGUACGUAUGGCCCCAGCGGGCUCAGCAGCCACCCACCUGGCAAACUGCGGGUCACUCCCGUUGUGGAGGGGUUGACGUUGACGUUGUGGUAUGGUGUGGGCUGUCUGGGUCGGAGGGAGCCUGGUGGUCGUGGGGUCGUGGUGGUGGCAACGAGGCAAAAGGCUGGGCUGGGCUGGGCUGGGGAGCGGGGAAAGUUUUGCCAGCCACCAGCCACCGCCUCCCACCACCGCCACCUACCGCCGUCAUCAUCAUCAUCAUCAUCAUCAUCAUUAUUGAUCGCAUCAGCAUCAGCAUCAGCAUUAGCAAUUUAUUGAGGUGUCUCUGGUCGGGAGAUGGAUGGAUCCGACCCGAGGGUCUCACUGCAUGGUCUUGAGGUCUGGAUUACUGUACUCCAUAUUCCAUGGUCCAGGUAGUAGGUAGAGUGUACUGUACCGGGUACUCUACGGUCACUGUAGGUGGGUAAUAGCUUUUACCCUGGGGUCGGAUGAAGAAGGGUCGGGUGAUGUGAUUGAUUGGAUGCGUGUGGUGGGCGUAGAAGAGCCAGAAGGUGGCUGAUGCGAUCGAUA
Aspergillus uvarum CBS 121591 is the source of this 736-nucleotide messenger RNA. RefSeq lists its product as uncharacterized. The coding region runs from base 112 to 543 and encodes 143 amino acids. The transcript has a single exon. Lineage: Eukaryota; Fungi; Ascomycota; Eurotiomycetes; Eurotiales; Aspergillaceae. The record is from RefSeq and is a predicted model, not a curated record.